Molecule: messenger RNA, 1441 nt
Organism: Ornithorhynchus anatinus (platypus)
Lineage: Eukaryota; Metazoa; Chordata; Mammalia; Monotremata; Ornithorhynchidae
Gene: GPD1
Product: glycerol-3-phosphate dehydrogenase 1
Biological process (GO): glycerol-3-phosphate catabolic process; carbohydrate metabolic process
Cellular component (GO): cytosol; glycerol-3-phosphate dehydrogenase (FAD) complex
Molecular function (GO): NAD binding; protein homodimerization activity; glycerol-3-phosphate dehydrogenase [NAD(P)+] activity
Source: RefSeq, a predicted model, not a curated record
CCCGGGCCGCCCGAGGGGCAAGGGAUCGAGGGGCAGCGCGGACGGUGGCAGGACCAUGGCGACCGGGAGCGGGAAGAAGGUUUGCAUCGUGGGGUCCGGAAACUGGGGCUCGGCCAUCGCCAAGAUCGUAGGCAGCAACGCCGGGCAACUGGACCGGUUCGACUCGCGGGUGACCAUGUGGGUGUUUGAGGAGGAGGUGGACGGCCGGAAGCUGACCGAGAUCAUCAACUCCCAACAUGAAAACGUCAAGUAUCUGCCGGGCCACAAGCUGCCCCCCAAUGUGGUGGCCAUGGCGGACCUGGUGCAGGCGGCGGCCGACGCGGACGUGCUGGUCUUCGUCGUCCCGCACCAGUUCAUCGGCCGCAUCUGCGAGCAGCUCAAGGGACGCCUGAAAGCGGAGACUCUCGGCGUGUCCCUCAUCAAGGGCGUGGACGAGGGCCCCCAGGGGCUGAAGCUGAUCUCAGAGGUGAUCCGGGACAGCCUGGGCAUCCCCAUGAGCGUGCUCAUGGGAGCCAACAUCGCCAACGAGGUGGCGGCCGAGAACUUCUGUGAGACGACCAUCGGGUGCGGGGACCCGGCCCAGGGUCAGCUGCUGAAGGAACUCUUUCAGACGCCCAACUUCCGGGUCACUGUGGUCAAGGAAGUGGACACGGUCGAGAUCUGUGGAGCCCUCAAGAACGUAGUGGCGGUGGGCGCCGGCUUCUGCGACGGGCUGGGCCUGGGCGACAACACGAAGGCGGGCCUGGUCAUCCGGCUGGGGCUCACCGAGAUGAUCGGCUUCGCCCAGGCUGUUCUGCCGCCGGGCCCGUGACCCCCCGACACCCUUCCUGAGAGAGCUGCGGCAGUGGCCGACCUCAUCACCACCUGCUACGGGGGACGCAACCGCCGCCUGGCCGAGGCCUUCGUGCGCACCGCGCAAGGUUCGCUGGAGCAGCUGGAGGCGGAGAUGUUGAACGGGCAGAAGCUGCAGGGUCCGCAAACGGCCCGGGAGUCCCACGCACUCCUCCGGCACCGAUCCGCCGUGGACAAGUUCCCCCUCUUCACGGCGGACCUGUACCAGGUGUGCUACGAGGGCCACCCGGUUGUCGGAGUUCAUCCGCUGCCCUCAGAACCAUCCAGAGCACAUGUGAACCGCGGACGGCUGGCCCGGCCAGUCCCCCGCCCCCGGGGGCUCCCCACCUCUUCGAUGCAGGCCGCCUCGGACCGCCUGGGACACUUUCUCCUCCAGGCCCGGGACUCCCGUCUCUGCCCCUGCGGGGGGUGGGUGGGGGCCCCUCCGACCCUCCCCCGAGUGGGGGUGCUCCUCAGGCCUAGCACCGGUUGGACCCUUCGAGAACAAUACAGAAGAUCUGCAGCUCCCCGCUCCUGCGUCGGGCACCGUCUCUCCGGCCCCGUGCCCCCGGGCCUGGCAGUGCCCUCGCCCCGGUGCCCGGACCCCUAG